AUGGCGGGAAUAGCUAUAGUUUUAGAUCUACUCAAGAAAUCUCAUACCAAACACACUUUUCACUCAUCUUCGUCUCUAUCUUCCACCGCCGCCUUAUCUGCUGUCGCCACUGCUCCUUUCGCCUCUAGGUUUCUCUUUGGUUCUUUUGAGCCACGAGUUGCGUAUUGUGAUGCGGCAGCUGCAAUAGAUGAUGAUUACCUUGCAGCUAUACGAAAGGUGUCUGCGGAUGCUUUGCAGUUUGAAACGCCUACCUACAUUCCUAGCUCUAAGGUUUACAAUAUCCAACCAAAACCACUCUUCUCUGCCUUUGAGUUCAGGGCACUUGCGAUGACUACAGUGAGAUCUCUUUUGAUGUUUUAUCUGCCUCUUUUGGAGCCUAAACCGGCUUCAGAGGACGAUGAUGAUUUCCUAAACAAUGCUGCGGAAGAACGCAGCCGCGCAGACUUGAUUGUUCCUCUUAAAAAAUCAGUCAAGCAGAUCGCCCGUGAGACCACAGUUGUGACCACUAGGAGAGUCCUUGAAAGGUUGGCUAUUAGUUAUGUCUCACAGCGUGUGGCAUGGAAACUUCUAAAGGAUGUGCCUCAGUCAACUUUACGCAAGGCUGGGAGAGGGUGGCCUACACAUUUAUACAUCUAUAAAGUCAGCCAGACAACUCUUAGAGGACACUUCCUCGGAAUUGCAGCAUCAUGGACAGUUCAAGUAGGCAUAGAAAUCUACAGAUGUGUGGUCCGGUAUGUUAAACCCAAUCCCGAAGAAGAAGAAGAGGGACAGGUGGAGAUAGCAGAGCAAGCCAAGGAUCUUGGAAACAAAGUUGUGGGUAUCACAGUUCGAUGUGGUGCUUCUUUAGUAUUUGCUGCCAUUGGAGCUGGUAUCUGCUCUUGCCUCAUGCGUCCCUCCACGGGACAAUGGAUCGGCUGCGCGUUGGGGGACCUGGCUGGUCCGAUGGUUGUUUCGAUUUGCUUGCAGAAGACUCUUCAAGCUGAUGGUUAACUUUUUAUGUGGAAAUUGAAUUCUUCAACUUUGACGAUCCAAAAUGAAAUCAAAAGCUUGCUUUUUCUGAAUUUUUUUCUUAUGGUUUUCACUGAAACCUUGUAAACUUUUUGAUCAACUCACCCGAAUGAUUCACAAAAUGUCUUCUGACAACAGUUCAAUAAGUCGGGUGUUUAUUUUUUCCCUGGAUUUGAUGUUAGAUCUUGUUACUUCUUUCGUUUUUACUCUUGUAACUAAACAUGUUAUUCUGUUACACAAACCGAUUGCUUUGGACGAAUCAUCUAACUUCUCGUACUCAGAA
Messenger RNA from Eruca vesicaria subsp. sativa (arugula), 1291 nucleotides. The record is from the annotation of a GenBank genome assembly. NCBI's taxonomy places the organism in Eukaryota, Viridiplantae, Streptophyta, Magnoliopsida, Brassicales, Brassicaceae.